AUGGGUGGGAGUAGUUGUUGUUGGGGGCGGAGGGAGAGAGACUGGAAGAUGAGUUUUUACAUUGUCUUCCUUCCCUUUCAACGAUGUGAAUAUAGUUUGUGCAUGAAAAGAGGGUUUGGUGGAAGAGUGGAUGCACGUCCUAAUCUUUGGCCUAAUGUCGUAGCCGAACACUUCACUUCACGGCCUCGGACCGAAGAAUUGAGGGAAAGAUCAUGGAAGCUUAAAGAAAUAGCAGAGAGGGAAGAGUAUCAAAAGCUUGUUAAAGUCAUCGCGCUGAAGAAGGAUUUCAAUGAACCUUUCUCUACCUAUAAGGAUCAACUUGGCUUUGGUUUACAUGUUGCGCUGACAAUGUUUGCUGGGUAUUUGGUUGGAUAUUUUGCAUUCAAAGCAUUGUUUAACCACAGUCCUAUCAUGAAUGCUGCUGGAGAUAUUCUUGGAUUGGUUUUCGGCAUGCUGCUUGAAACACUUUUGUUCGUUAUUAGAAGUUCGGAUCCUGGCCUUAAAUCACCCUCCUCAACUUCGAGAUUGAAGAAAAAUCAAUAGGUUAGCAGCUAUGAAGAGUAAUCAGCAUGAAUACAGUCAUCUAUGAAAAAUAUAAGUGGUUCCUUUGAAUGCCUCCUACGUUCAACUCAGAGAUUGAGAGACUGAUUCACCCAAACUUGCUAAUGGAAUCCAUUUCUUCACAUUGAAAUCUAAACUGUAUAUUUCGAACAAUCUGGUGCAAGUGUGAUCUUUCUUGCAGCCCACAGGUACUAAUUCCCAUGAUUCGACAAGGUAGCUAUCUUCAGUAGAGUACUGCUUGUUCUGCGUGGACUGACCACAAACUCUGUCAUCCCCGGAGAAGGGGCAGUGAGGUCACAGGCUAAGAUUUUUCUAGUUUCAUGCAAGACAUAAAGCUGUCCUUGGUGAUAUAUGGCAUCAGGAAAACCAUUACACUAUUUGCCAAUUGAAUCUGUAGAUUUUAUGGAGCCCCAGAUUGUGCCUCCUAGUUUGACCACCUAUGCAAGAAUCCCAUGGCGGACGAGAACCUGUCACGACUCAUUUGGAGUAUGGCAA
Messenger RNA from Durio zibethinus, 1056 nucleotides. NCBI's taxonomy places the organism in Eukaryota, Viridiplantae, Streptophyta, Magnoliopsida, Malvales, Malvaceae. The record is from RefSeq and is a predicted model, not a curated record.